This is a messenger RNA of Hibiscus syriacus, 2328 nucleotides long. Its product is annotated as receptor protein kinase-like protein ZAR1. The record is from RefSeq and is a predicted model, not a curated record. NCBI's taxonomy places the organism in Eukaryota, Viridiplantae, Streptophyta, Magnoliopsida, Malvales, Malvaceae. Bases 56 to 1996 code for a protein of 646 amino acids. Gene Ontology annotation, molecular function: ATP binding; protein binding; protein kinase activity. The transcript is spliced from 2 exons. Gene Ontology annotation, biological process: protein phosphorylation.
UGAUUACAAUCCAAUGAAAGACUGGCAUUUCCAGAAUCACAAAGAAUAAAGAAAAAUGCAAUUUCCCAUUCUCAAUCCACUUUCCAUUCUGCUUUUCUUUACUUCAGUGGUUUCCUCUCUCAAUUCCGAUGGUCUCACUCUUCUAUCACUCAAAACAGCCGUAGAAUCCGACCCAACUCACUUCCUUGAUAAAUGGCACGAGUCUGACUCAACCCCAUGCUACUGGCCUGGAAUCGCCUGCACUCUCAAUCGAGUCACCUCAAUUUUCCUUCCUAGUAAAAGGUUAACUGGUUACAUCCCAUCCGAACUCGGUCUCCUCCGCUCGCUAACUCGCCUGAGUCUCUUUCAAAACAACUUCUCUAAGUCCAUUCCUUGUACUCUCUUCAACGCUACAAGCCUUGCCUAUAUUGACCUUUCGCAUAACUCAUUCUCUGGUUCAGUUCCUCCACAAAUAAAGUCCCUUAAACACUUGGCCCACCUCGACCUUUCCUCCAACUCACUCAGCGGGUCUCUCCCAGAGUCACUCGUUGAGCUUCAAAGCUUGACAGGGACCCUGAACUUGUCUUACAAUAAGUUCUCCGAUGAAAUUCCGGCUUCUUAUGGUGAGUUUCCAUUUAGGCUGAGCUUGGAUCUGAGGCACAAUAAUUUAACUGGGAAAGUGCCUCAAAUUGGUUCUUUGUUAAACCAAGGCCCCACCGCGUUUUCAGGAAACCCAAAUCUCUGUGGGUUCCCGUUGGAAAAUAUUUGCCCUGAAGCUCAAAACCCCAGAGCUGUUUUAAACACCGAAGAAAAACCAAAACACCCAAAGGGUCUUAGCCCCAUUUUUUAUGAUGGUAAUGGAGAGAGACGCAAGGAGAAAAAUGGGUCGGCAGCUGUUCCUUUGAUCUCAAGCGUUUCAGUGGUAAUCGGAGCGGCUUUGGUAUUUGUGUGGCUGUUUCGGAGAAAAUGGAAGACCGGGGAGGGUAAAACGGAGAAAAAGAGAGAGGCGGAGGACGCUGACGAGGAAGGGCAAAAGGGUAAAUUCGUGGUUGUUGAUGAAGGGUUUAAUUUGGAAUUAGAAGAUUUGUUGAGAGCAACUGCCUACGUAUUGGGGAAGAGUAGGAGCGGGAUAGUGUAUAAAGUGGUGGCUUGUCGGGGAGCCGGCACGGCGGGGACAACGGUUGUUGCGGUGAGGAGGUUGAGUGAGGGUGAAGCAGCGUGGAAGUUGAAGGAAUUCGAGGUUGAAGUAGAGGCUAUCGGGAAGCUUAGUCAUCCAAAUAUUGUUAGGUUAAUAGCUUAUUACUAUACCGAUGAUGAGAAGUUGCUAGUCACUGAUUUCAUCCGUAAUGGAAACUUGUUUACUGCAUUACAUGGACCAUCCAAUAAUUUGCCACCACUUUCUUGGGCUUCAAGGUUGAGAAUUGUUCAGGGGAUUGCAAGGGGCCUAAUGUACAUACAUGAAUACAGCCCUAGAAAAUAUGUUCAUGGAAACUUAAAAUCAACAAAAAUCCUUCUUGACAAUGAGCUUCAGCCGUACAUCUCUGGGUUUGGACUCACUCGCCUUGUCUCUGGGACUUCGAGCUAUUUUAGUUCAAUAACCAAAAGGCUGAACUCAACUCAAACCAUUGCAACCUCUUCAGUGGGGUCAAGACUUUCAAGUCCUAAUUCUUAUUAUCUGGCACCCGAAGCUCGAGGAUCUGGUAGCAAGUUCACUCAGAAAUGUGAUGUGUACUCCUUUGGAAUUGUGGUAUUGGAGAUUUUAACUGGUCGGGUGCCUGCUUCUGGACCAGAAAAUGAUGAGAAGGGACUGAUAGGUCAUGUUAGGAAAGCAUUCCGGGAGGAUCGUCCACUGUCUGAAAUCCUAGACCCAACACUUCUAACAGAAGUUCAUGCAAAGAAGCCAGUGCUUGCUGCAUUUCACAUUGCACUCAAUUGCACAGAACUGGACCCGGAGUUGCGCCCUAGGAUGAGAACUGUAUCGGAAAUUCUCAACGGCAUCGAUAUCAAUUUGCGAUGAAAAUAUUUGUCUGCUGAAACAACUUUUGGUUUAUGGAAUCCUAGGAUGCAGGUUCAGUUAGAUUAUUUGUUGUACCAAAUGCAAUUUUAUUAGAAUUGUUUUGAUUUGUCAAAAUUCAAAUGCUGAUCAAAGAAGGAUGUCCACUGUAUAUGCCAAACUAUUAGAAGAUACUUGAGAAGUCAGAAUAUUGGAACUUGAUUUAGUGCUUCUAUUAGGAUGAAGAAACAAGCCAUCGGUAUGAAAAGGCCCUCAUUGAUAUUGCUUGGAACAAUUAGGGCUGUUUAGAUUGAGAAUCUGAUUGCUUGGAAUGGAUAAUGGAAUGCAUUAUUCUA